CUCUGGAGCCGCAGCUUCUGCUCGGAGCCGAAGGGGUCUCGCCUCGCCCGGAGCGCUGUCACCUGCUCCUGCUCCUUCUCCCUUCGGUGUCAUGUGAGUCUCCCUGAGAGCUGCUGCCCGAGCAGAAAUGCUCUCAGUGGAGAAUGGCCUGGACCCUCGGGCUGCCAUCCAGGUCAUCAAGAAGAAGCUCGUGGGAUCCGUGAAGGCUCUGCAGAAACAGCAUGUGUCUCUAGACACAGUGGUCACCAGUGAAGAUGGAGAUGCCAACGCCAUGUGCAGUGCCCUGGAGGCCGUGUUCAUCCAUGGCCUGCAUGCCAAGCACAUCCGCGCCGAGGCUGGCGGCAAAAGGAAGAAGCACACUCAUCAGAAGCCUCUGCCUCAGCCUGUCUUCUGGCCCCUUCUGAAAGCCGUCACCCACAAACACAUUGUCUCAGAUUUGGAGCACCUGGUCUUCAUCAACACAGAUGUAGGCCGCUGCCGGGCCUGGCUGCGGUUGGCCCUCAAUGACGGCCUGAUGGAGUGCUAUCUGAAACUGCUCCUGCAGGAACCUGCACGGUUGUGCGAGUACUAUCAGCCCACAGCCCUGCUUCGAGAUGCUGAGGAGGCUGAGUUCCUCCUGAGCUUCCUGCAAGGACUAACGUCCUUGUCCUUUGAACUCUCCUACAAGUCGGCUGUCUUAAAUGAAUGGACCCUCACCCCGUUGUCUCUCUCUGGGCUUUGCCCCCUCUCUGAACUCGACCCUCUCACUACCUCUGGUGCAGAACUACAACGGAAAGAGUCUCUGGAUUCAAUUUCCCAUUCCUCGGGCUCUGAGGACAUCGAAGUCCAACACUCAGGCCAUAAGAUUCGCAGGAACAGGAAGCUCACUGCCUCUUCCCUCAGCCUGGACACAGCCAGUUCAUCCCAGCUGUCCUGCAGCCUAAAUUCUGACAGCUGCCUGCUCCAAGAGAAUGGUCCCAAGAGUCCAGACCAUUCUGAAGAACCCAUGUCCUACGACUCAGAUCUGGGCACGGCAAACGCUGAUGACUCCGACAGGUCUCUGCAAGAGGUGUUGUCGGAAUUCAGCAAAGCCCAGGUAAAUUCUGCGCCAAGCAGCGGACCAAACCAAGAGCCAGACACCCCCAUGAUGCAGACCCCCCUCUCCCUCCAUAGCCUAGCUACCAGCACACAGCUGCAUUUUGAGGGAUCUGAAGAGCUCUUUCCUGCCCACACAUCGUCUGGGACAUCAAGUGGUGGCCACAAGCAUCAGCUACUGCCCCAGGAGACCCCAGACGAGCAGCAGCUAGGCACUGCCCCAGCUGGCCCUGCACAGAGCACUUCAGACCAGCAGCCUUCUAGUCCUGUGGGCGGAGCAGCUGGACAAGGGAGUGGCCCUUGGAAGGCCUUGGAGUAUGGCAGAGUUGGACCGAAGCUUGUGGUUUCCUCUCCUUCGAGUCCGGAAGGCAAGAGCUGGAUUUCUGAAGAUGACUUCUGCAGACCGCCCCAGGAGCCUGCUCUGAAGAGCGCUGCAGGUCUCUGCACAUCUCCUCAGCAGGGCUCUCCAGAGUCAAGGGCCGCUCUCCACAGGCCUUCUUCUCAAGGACCAAGAAAGAGCUGUUCCUUGGGGGCAUUAGACAAAGCAUGUGUGUCCUCACAGGGCUGCAGAAAUAUCCAGCCAGCUCCAGCCCCAGGGGUGACCCAAGACCAUAAAAACUUCUGUGUGGUGCACCGAAGGCAAAUGGGGCUAUCCAACCCAUUCCGGGGGCUCAUGAAGCUGGGCACAGUGGCCCGGCGAGGAGCCAUGGGCAUCUGGAAGGAAUUCUUUUGUGAGCUGUCCCCAUUGGAGCUCCGCCUCUACCUGAGUGAUGAGGAGCGCACCUGUGUGGAGAGCUGCUCCCUGCUCCGAUGUGAGGCUGUGGGGCCAGCACAUAGCGAUGGACGCUUUGAGUUGGUCUUCUCGGGCAAGAAGCUCGCUCUCCGUGCCUCCUCCCAAGAUGAGGCUGAGGACUGGCUUGACCGCGUGCGGGAGGCUCUGCAGAAGGUGCGCCCUCAGCAAGAAGAUGAGUGGGUGAAUAUCCAGUACCCAGACCAGACUGAGGAUGGCCCAGAGGCUCCACCAGACAGCCUUCCCCCCUAUUCAGCCCUACUCCCCGAGCCUGCAGCUGCCCAGGGCAUGCAGUUGGACUGGACAUCUGCCCAGGUUCCAGAGCCAGAUGCUAUCAAAGAGUCCCUUUUGUAUCUGUAUGCAGACCGGACCUGGGUCCCCUAUAUCUUUUCCCUAUCCUUGGAGUCUCUGAAAUGUUUCCGUGUGAGAAACAAUGAGAAGAUGCUAAGUGAUAGCCAUGGAGUGGAGACCAUCCGCGACAUCCUGCCAGACGCCAGCCUUGGGGGCCCAGCCUUCUUCAAAAUCAUCACGGCCAAGGCUGUCCUGAAACUGCAGGCCAAGGACACCGAGGAGGCCGCCCACUGGAGAGACCUGGUCCGGAAAGUGCUGGCAUCUUACCUAGAGUCAGCAGAGGAGGCUGUGACACUUGGUGGGAGCCUGGAUGAAAAAUGUCAGGAGGUGCUGAAGUUUGCUACCAGGGAGAACGGCUUCCUGCUACAGUACCUUGUGGCCAUCCCGACCGAGAAGGGCCUCGACUCCCAGGGCUGCUUCUGCGCAGGCUGCUCCCGACAGAUCGGCUUCUCCUUUGUACGACCCAAGCUCUGUGCCUUCUCUGGCCUGUAUUACUGUGACUUCUGCCACCAAGAUGAUGCCUCAGUGAUUCCAGCCAGAAUCAUCCACAACUGGGACCUCACGAAGCGCCCGGUAUGCCGGCAGGCCCUGAAGUUCCUGACCCAGAUCCGGGCCCAGCCCCUCAUCAACCUCCAGCUGGUAAACGCCUCUCUGUAUGAGCAUGUGGAACGCAUGCACCUCAUUGGCAGGAGCCGGGAGCAGCUGAAACUUCUGGGGGACUACCUAGGCCUGUGCCGAAGUGGUGCUCUGAAGGAGUUGUGCAAAAGGCUGAGCCACAGGAAUUAUCUCCUGGAGUCUCCUCACAGAUUCAGUGUUGCUGACCUCCAGCAGAUUGCAGAGGGUGUGUAUGAGGGGUUCCUCAAAGCCCUGAUUGAAUUCGCAUCCCAGCAUGUCUACCACUGUGACCUGUGCACCCAGCGAGGCUUCAUCUGCCAGAUCUGCCACCACCAGGACAUCAUCUUUCCCUUUGAGUUUGACACCACAGUCAGGUGUGCAGAAUGCAGAACUGUCUUCCAUCAGAGCUGCCAGGCUGUGGUGAGGAAGGGCUGUCCCCGAUGUGCCCGCCGCCGCAAGUACCAGGAACAGAACAUUGUCAGUUAACCCAGCUGUCCUGACUUUCUGAGGCCAUCCAGCUGGUUGUGUCAUCAGCCUAGGCUUCCCCUUCUCCCUGUAAGGAAGACUCAGGUGUGCCUAGAGCUCCGGCCUGCAGGGAAGGCACAGGAAGUCCAGUGAUGCCCAAGGCCCCUCACAACCUUUCUGCUCCAGGAGGAGAUCCAGCAGGUACCUCUGCCCAGGGCCUGGCUUCCCUGGCUGUCAUGGCUCCUCCGUUAGGGCUGUUCAUCAUACACUGUGGGAAUGAAGCCUGGUGAGCAUUGUCCAUGCUCCUGAGUAAAGGUCUAGUUUUUUAAGGCAGGUUUCCCCCCUUCAUAUUUAAACAGAAAAUAUUUUUUUAUUCUUGACCUACCCAAGUCACCCGAGCGGAUGGGUAAGAGCAGCCCCAGCCCAGGCAGGCAUGGCGCUGGGUGGACAGGCCUCUGCAGGGUCAGCCUGUCUGGACCGGGUGCCUUUCCUCUGCCCUUUCUGGCACAUACUGCCAAGAGUGCAAGUGUCAUGUGCCAAAUGGCCUGUCAUUGUGAGGCUGGCUUCAGUGAGCACCUUUCCCUCCGCUCCUCACGCUCUAUCUCACCUGAAAGGCAUCCCUUCCUCUGUCGGAGCCCUGGCUUACCCAGCUGCGGGCACAGCACAGCAGGAGCGGGGCGGCCAGCACCAGCACUGUCAGCACUUUGAGCUUUCCUUCUCAGGAAGGCCACGACCUUGCCCACCUCAUCCCCAUGCCCCCCUUACCCUGCAGGGUAGAGUAGGCUAGAAGCCAGAGAGCUCCGAGCUCCAUCUGAAGAAAGAGGUGACAUCCUUGGGCUACAGAGAGAGGGGGAUUUGCCCCAAAGCUGCCUGCAGAGCUUCACCCACCCUAGUCUCACAAAGCCUUGAGUUCUUGAGUUUUCACCCUGCCCAGCAGGACACUGCAGCACCCAAAGGGCUUCCUAGGAGCGGGGCUGCCCUUAAGAGGCUCUUGGGGGUAUGCGCUCUGCCCUCCUCACCUCUCCUGCACCCCACAGCCCUCUGGCUACCCCAGAGCACUUAGAGCCAGGGGCUUCAGACGGAAUGGAGGGCCUCCCUGGAAAUGUGCCUGUCAUGUCUAGAGGAGGUCACCCCACCCUCCCUGAGGUGAAUGAGCUGAGUCACCUGAAGCUUGAAGAAUUGUGCAAUAAAACAUAGGAGCCAGUAGGCAGAUGGCAGAGGCUGCCAUGUAGUUCAUCUGUCCCGGUCAUGGAAGACGGCGCUCACCAGUGGUUGAAACACCAAAGCCUCCAAAGCCACCCAGUGUAUCUAUAUCUGCACCACCACCACCCCACCCCACCCCCCAGCUAGCAUUAACACGUCCCCCAAACUACAUCCUGAUCAGAGCCUCCUUGUUUUUGGACCCUGAAUGGGCAAGAGUCUGUCCCCUGUGGGCCUGUCACAUGAGGGUAUUCCACAACCUGCCUAGGAGAUGGAGUCCCCCCACUGCCUGGACUGUGAGCAUAAGAGCUGCCCCUGGCCUUCACUAAGCUACUGACGUGCUCGAGUGAGAGACUUGCCCCCACCAGAAGAGAGCUCACGUGAACCUCUGCAGUGCCCACACUAUUGGAAAAACUGCUAUUUGAUGCAAUAUUCUGACAGGCAAGCCUUGGCAGUGCAGGGGAGAAGCUGCUGCUGUGUGUGGUAUGUGAGUGAUUUUGCAGUAAAGAGCUGGCCUUUCUAAGCA
Molecule: messenger RNA, 5021 nt
Organism: Mus pahari (shrew mouse)
Lineage: Eukaryota; Metazoa; Chordata; Mammalia; Rodentia; Muridae
Gene: Plekhm1
Product: pleckstrin homology and RUN domain containing M1
Exons: 12
Coding region: 128-3316 (1062 amino acids)
Source: RefSeq, a predicted model, not a curated record